AUGACUUCUUCGUCGCUCGUGAGGUUCUCCUACAUCGGGAAGCCGACCAGUCCUGCAAGAAACAGUUACCCGGGGAUCUCCUUGCAAAAACGGCUCGGGAAAGACCAAAAAGAGAAUACCGCGCGCCAGUUGAGUAUUAUCCGCACGGACAUCCUCCCGGGCGAUGCCAUCUCUGGCUCAACCGUUCUCGAAAGCGAAGCUUGA
Messenger RNA from Colletotrichum destructivum, 204 nucleotides. RefSeq lists its product as uncharacterized. The record is from RefSeq and is a predicted model, not a curated record. The transcript has a single exon. The coding region runs from base 1 to 204 and encodes 67 amino acids. Lineage: Eukaryota; Fungi; Ascomycota; Sordariomycetes; Glomerellales; Glomerellaceae.